UGAAUGGGAGAGAGGAGCAGGACGCCAUCUCAUUUGUUGAGCGCUGAAGGAUUAUCAGUGUAAAUUGGCAUUAGGACACUACCCUUGUCUGACAGACUACACAUGCAGUUAGUCUGUGGAUUGCAGAGAACAGAGACAAACCUCUGCUGUCUAAAGUUUUGUUUUUUUGGAACGAUUUUGUUUAAAGUGAAGUCAGUAUACUGUUAGGGAGGUUUAAGACAUUUCUUUUUUUAGUUUUGUUUUGUCUUUGGUUAUUUUAGGGAUUUUGGAAGCUGAGAGUGAAAAGCUUUUACAUGUACUUGCUGUAGAACGUUGUUAAGGACGUGCAGACUGACUGCCAGAAUGUUUUCUGGUCGUAUCCAUGCGGUGUGUGUUGUGGUAACGGGCUCUGUCCACUGAGAGCUGAUUUUGGCCGCUUCUCUCGGGAUUCCCAAACUGGAAGCUGAGACCCUCAGAAUGCCUGCGUUGCGUCCUCUCUCUGCUUCUUCUGACUGAGUGUGUUGGGGAGGAAGGGAAGUCCAUCUGCGUGUGGGAGAUCAUGUACGUGCUCUGCACCCUGGUGCUGCUGGCCCUCCACAACCUAUUCAAGAGACCCAGGGCCCUGGAUCCAGGCGACCCGAGGGCCGAAGAGGGGCCCAAGCAGUCCAGAGAUGAGGCAGUGCAGCCUGGGCACGGGCAGAAGGCCAAGCCCCCCUGGCAUGGAGGCUUGGGAUCGGCACAGGGUGGUAUAUCUUUAUCGCAGAGACCCUGCGGCUGUGUGGUCUAUCAAUGCUCUGAGAUGCGUCAGCAUGGGCAGCGCAGGGAGACUCCCCACGACGGCAAGGAUGAAGUGUCCACCAGCUGCAAGAAAGUCCAGCCGGUCCAGCAGUCCGCUCCAUUCGGCCCUGCGGUCAUGUUCGGCACACGCAAGACCUGGGACCUUGGCCACGCCCCCUGCCUGCAGGACCUCUGGAAGAAAGACGUCUCAUUGGACGCAAGCUCCGUGGACUUCCUGAUGAGUGAUGGUGAGGAGGACCCCUCCUUCCUGCCGCUGCAGCCCUCAGUCUUCCCACGCCACUGUCUGCCCUCCGACCUCAGCGAGACCCACGCCACAGACAACCAGCAGCUACUUAUUCAGACUCUGCAGGAGCGGGUGUGUGAGUUCCAGGCUCGUCUGCGCGGUGAGGAGGCCGGUAAGAGAUUACAGCUUCAGCAGUGUGGUGGUCAGCAAGCCCACGGCCUCAGUAAAGAGCACCGAGGCUCGGUGAGCUCUGACCACAAACAGACGCAGGACCUCCGAGACCAGCACAGUCUGCACGACCAUCACCAGAACCACAAAGAAACCAGCGCUGCUGGAGGGAGGUCGCCUUGUUCCGUUUCACAAAGACUGGCCAAACCGGACGUGCGAGGCCAUCUAGAACAAGACUUGAACGGCUUGGAAGGAGAACAGUUGGAACUUAUCACAGGGUUACGCACACAGAUAGAGGAGCUGGAGGAGAAACUGUCUGACCAGACGCAGGAGGUGGAGAGACUGCGCUCAGAGCUGGGGGCGACAGACCUGGAGAAGCAGCUGGAGGUGCUGGAGAACGAGAACCAGCGGCUCAAACAGGAGCUGAAGGCUGGCCAAACCCAGGCUGCUCCCGCCACCUGCACCAACUGCCCACACAGCCAGGAUGCGGAGCGUCUGCGUGAGGAGCUGUGCCGGCGGGAGGAGGAGUGGCGGCAGCGCGAGCGGCGCCUGGAGGUGCUGGAGCUGCAGGUGAGGGAGCGGGCAGGGCUGGUGGCCCAGCUAGAGCAGCAGCUGGACGAGUCCGGACGGCGCCAGCGUGAGCUGCAUCUGCGGCUGGACGAGGCCACGCGCCAUGGGCAGGACACCGAGCAGCAGCUGACCAGCAGGCUCCGCGAGAGCGAGCAGGCCCUCGCCCGCCAGGCCGCCAUGCCCCCACAGGUCAAGUAUGUGACUAAGACUGUGGAGGUAGAGUCGGCCCAGUGUAAGGCGGCGCUGGCCGAGUGUCAGGUGCGGAACCAGGCCCUGCAGGAGCAGCUCAGCGUCCAGAGGCAGCUGCUCAGGGAGCUGGAGGAGCAGCUGCACGAGUCCCACAAGACCAGUGGACAGCUCAGGCAGCAGAUCCUGGUGUACGAGGGGGAGAUGGAGAGGGCUCAGGGGCAGCUGGAGGCUGAGAUGCAGAGUCUGGAGGAGGAGAAGAACCGUGUGAUCGAGGAGGCCUUCAUCCGCGCCGAGAGCGAGAUGAAGGCUGUGCAUGAGAACCUGGCAGGUGUGCGCAUGAACCUGUUGACCCUGCAGCCCGCUCUGCGCACCCUCACCUGUGACUACAACUGCUUGAAGAGGCAGGUGCAGGAGUUUCCCUUCCUGCUGGAGAAGGCCAUCGCAGAGGCCAAGCAGGAGAUCUGUCAAGUGAUCGGGGAGGUAAGCAGUGCCAACCAAGAGCUACUGCGCAAGUACAAACGAGAGAUGAACUUGAGGAAGAAAUGUCACAAUGAGCUGGUGCGGCUUAAAGGAAACAUCAGGGUCUUCUGUCGUGUGCGUCCUGUCAGCCAGAGUGAGAUGGAUGCAGUGGACGCAAAGAACAUGGUGACCUUUGACACGGAUGAUGACUCAGUCCUCUACCUGUCCAGUAAGGGCAAGGUCAUGACCUUUGAACUGGAUAAAGUCUUUUCCCCUCAGGCCACACAAGAAGAGGUGUUCCAGGAAGUUCAGUCUCUGGUCACUUCCUGUAUCGAUGGUUUCAACGUGUGCAUCUUUGCUUACGGUCAAACUGGCUCAGGAAAGACGUACACUAUGGAGGGGGUGUCUGAGGACCCUGGCAUCAACCAACGUGCUUUGCGACUGCUAUUCGCUGAGGUGUCUGAGAAGAAACCAGAUUGGGAUUACAACAUCUCUGUUAGCAUGGUGGAGAUCUACAAUGAGACAUUACGGAGCCUGCUGGGGGACAACCUGAAUGACAAGCUGGAAAUAAAGAUGUGUCCAGAUGGCAGCGGUCAGCUCUACGUCCCAGGCCUCGCCGCGUUCCCCGUGAAGAGUGUAGAGGACAUCAAUAAGGUGCUGGAGUUGGGCCACAUGAACAGGGCGACGGCCUGCACCAACCUGAACGAGCACAGCUCCCGAUCCCACGCGCUGCUUAUAGUCACAGUGUCCGGCUUCAACUCCUCCACAGGCCACCGCUCCUCAGGCAAGCUGAAUCUGGUGGACCUGGCAGGCUCAGAGCGGAUCACCAAGUCCGGCGCAGAGGGCAGUCGUCUGCGAGAGGCUCAGUGCAUCAACAAGUCCCUGGCAGCGCUGGGUGAUGUCAUUAACGCGCUGCGCUCGCGGCAGUCCCACGUGCCCUUCCGCAAUUCGCGCCUCACCUACCUGCUGCAGGAUUCGCUGAAUGGAGACAGCAAGACCCUCAUGAUGGUGCAGGUAUCUCCUCUGGACACGAACGUCAGUGAGUCCGUCUGUUCUCUGAAGUUUGCACAGCGCGUUCGCAAUGUGGAGUUGGGUCCCUCUUCCUCACGGAAGCAGACCGAGAACUCCUCCACCUCCUCCUCACCCACCCACGACAGUGUGGAGCUGGACUCUCCCCCGGUGACUCCAGUACCUCUGCCCAUCUCCAGGGCCAGCAGCGCCGGCUCCACCCUCUCCUCCACCUCCAAAACCCCCAACACACGCCGACGCUCCCACAGUCAGCUGGCCACCGAUAGACAGGUAGACAGAGCAAGCCCAUUGGUUGGGGACGGUGGGCAGGACGAAUGAAGCUCACUGCCUGAAUGACGCAGCGGCUUGGGAGUUGAAGAAGAGUCUCCCAACACCUGUGUCCACCUGUGGAUUUUUUUUCUGCCCCUCUGUAGUAGCCCUCUGUGAACUGCUGUCUUUCAUGGGUUAUAGCUGAAGGAAGUUAUGGAUGUCGAGACAGGAAACAGAGGAGGGACCUAGACUUUUACCGGCCUAUGAGGGCCAGAGCCUGGUGGGGUUUGGGGAUCACCUCCAGUUGGAUUUUGCUCUGAUCAGCAAAUGAAGCAGCCUGGCUCACACACUCUCUUUACCCACAAACCCCUGGGUGAGCAACAUACUCCUCCACUCGCCAGUUCCUGUUCCCCUGGACCUUCCCUCUUGACCACAAAGGAGCUGUGAGGGAGGGUGCGCUCUCGUAGGAUGUCAGUAUUUCUGGACAACAAAGAAGCACUUUAGACCAGGCUGCUAUCGUCACCUCUGCUGUUCUGCCACUCAAGAGCUCAGCUCCUGCUAAACCUGCCCACUCGUGUACACAUCUGUAUAUUCCUCCCUGAGAGGACAGGAGAGGAUGAGAGGACGGAGACAUUGUUGAUUCUGUACGGCUUCCGUUUGACUCCAGACUUUGGUACAGAACUCCUGAUCACCCUCUACCUCCCACCCCUUCCAUUCUCACACACACACACACACACACACACACACACACACACACACACACACACACACACACACACACACCUCUCUGGGAUUCCCUGCCAUCAGGCAUAAGGACACUUCAGACUUCUGUCCACUCAAAAAACUGUGCAAUACAGGGAAACCCCAAAAAAACCUACAGACCAGACCACGUUUCUUCACUCCUGUAGAGGAAAUUGUGUGUGUUUGUUUAUUUGUUUUCUUCACUUUCCAGUCUUCCUGAACAGUGCAUGUGUUUUUAAUGUUCAAGUCUUUGUGUUUUUACACUUCAGCAUACUGCUUUCAGAGACAAUCGUUUACCGGCGAUCAUGGUACAUAGAACACAUACUGCAUACACACACACACACACACACACACACACACACACACACACAGAUAUACACACACACACACACACACACAGUCAAAUGCACCACAGAGCCAGGUAACUCAGAGCUGGCCACACACCAUUGCCAGGCUCACAAUGCCAACCCAAGCCACCUCUCUCCCCUCAGUCACUGCUAGAUGUGAAUGCUGUGAGUGAGUUGUGAAAGUGAAGGGGAUGGAGAGACUCCUCCAGGAGGCUGAACUGCGAGGGAUACCGCAACGCAACGUCAGCUGCAUUAGGGGGGGAAAGCCUUUUGGUCAUGGUGGUUUGUGGGUCACCUGCUUGCUUGUGCUCAUGGUGUAGGAUUUGUAUGCAGUUUUGUUUUUGUACACCGUUUAUAAUAAACACCCCUUUCUAAAACCAAA
Alosa sapidissima (American shad) is the source of this 5134-nucleotide messenger RNA. It is a transcript of the gene kifc3, whose product is annotated as kinesin family member C3. The transcript has 22 exons. The record is from RefSeq and is a predicted model, not a curated record. Gene Ontology annotation, molecular function: microtubule motor activity; ATP binding; microtubule binding. NCBI's taxonomy places the organism in Eukaryota, Metazoa, Chordata, Actinopteri, Clupeiformes, Clupeidae. Gene Ontology annotation, biological process: microtubule-based movement. Bases 539 to 3733 code for a protein of 1064 amino acids.